AUGGAGGUGCAUCAGGACGCAGUCAAGGCCAUUGCAUCGCGAGUUGCCUCGUUUUACGAUCGAAAAGUGCCAUUCAGACUGUACCACGGUUCGACGAACACGACGCAGCAGAGAAAGGUUGAUCUGAACAAGGCCAUCGAUACGAGCAAACUGAACCAUGUCCUUGCAGUCGACACCGAGCGGAUGACAUGCCUGGUCGAGCCAAAUGUGGCAAUGGAUGAGCUAGUGGAUGCUGUCCUCCCUUACGGAGUACUUCCUCCUGUGGUUAUGGAGUUCCCAGGUACGAUUCUUUCCGCUCAAUUGUCACGCUUGAUAGCUUACUUUCUUCAAUCUAGGCAGUAAGUGUUCAACCUCAUCGCCUUGGCCCCUGGAUCUGUGACUUACACAUGGCUGUAUAGUAACGGUUGGUGGCGGCUUCGCGGGUACGGCUGGAGAAAGCAGCGGGUUCAAAUACGGCUUCUUCGAUUGCAUCGUGAACUGGAUAGAAAUCGUGUUACCAAAUGGAGAGAUCGUCAAAGCAUCGAAAACGGAGCGAGAAGACCUCUUCCACGGCGCGGCUGGCAGUUUUGGAACCUUGGGUGUUACCACCCUCCUCGAACUGCAACUCAUCCCGGCCAAGAAAUAUGUCGAACUCACCUACCACCCGGUCCGCAGCGUCUCGGAAGCCAUGUCCAAGAUGGAUGUCGUCACAAACGAUUCCUCCAAUGACUAUGUCGAUGGGAUUCAAUAUAGCAUGACCAAGGGCGUCAUCGUCUCCGGCCGUCUCACUGAUACCAUUGCUCCCGGUCAAAAACUUCAACGCUUCAGUCGCGCUCAGGAUCCUUGGUUCUACAUCCACGUCGACCGCACGACGAACAAUGGGUUUGAAGAAAUCACAGAAGUCACGCCCGUGAAAGACUACCUCUUCAGGUACGAUCGCGGAGCCUUCUGGACGGGAAAAUACGCUUUCCAAUACUUCUUGACGCCUUUCAAUCGCAUCACGCGAUGGGCACUGGAUUAUUUCAUGCACACGCGAGUCAUGUACCACGCCCUCCACGCCUCGGGUCACGCAUCGAAAUACAUUGUGCAGGAUCUGCUGCUACCGCGCAGUGGCGUGGAAGAAUUUAUCCAGUUCGUGAACGACCGAUUUGGUUUCUGGCCGCUGUGGCUGUGUCCCCUGAAGAGAGGCCAGGAAGUCUCGCUGCAUCCCAGACUGCCGGAGGAGGAAGUCGGCGAUGGAAAAUCGGUGUCCUUCAUCAACGUGGGUGUGUGGGGACCUGGAUCGACGGAUUUCGCCAAGUUUGUGCAGCAGAAUCGGCAGUUGGAAGGCAAGCUGAGGGCGCUGGGAGGGAUCAAGUGGCUCUAUGCUCAGGCUUUCUAUACGGAGGUAAGCCUACAAUGGUGUGCUCCUGUUGUGUGGAGCGCGUUCUUGCUGACGAGAUUGCAAGGAUGAAUUCUGGUCCAUCUACGACAAGGAAUGGUACGAUGCUCUGCGGGAGAAAUAUCACGCUACCCACCUUCCCACCGUGUGGCAGAAGGUGAGGGUUGAUCUGAGCAGGGUCAAUCAAGGCAAGGAUUCCUGGUCUGGUUGGCUACGAAGCGCUGUAUGGGGCAUCUGGCCUGUGAGUGGUAUCUAUGGCGUUGUGAAGACGCUGCUGGGAAGAGAGUACUUGCUGGCAAAGUAG
Molecule: messenger RNA, 1664 nt
Organism: Lecanosticta acicola
Lineage: Eukaryota; Fungi; Ascomycota; Dothideomycetes; Mycosphaerellales; Mycosphaerellaceae
Source: the annotation of a GenBank genome assembly